This is a messenger RNA of Alternaria alternata, 1224 nucleotides long. RefSeq names its product cyclin-like protein. Bases 1 to 1224 code for a protein of 407 amino acids. NCBI's taxonomy places the organism in Eukaryota, Fungi, Ascomycota, Dothideomycetes, Pleosporales, Pleosporaceae. Gene Ontology annotation, cellular component: cyclin/CDK positive transcription elongation factor complex; nucleus. The transcript has 2 exons. Gene Ontology annotation, biological process: positive regulation of DNA-templated transcription, elongation; regulation of transcription by RNA polymerase II. The record is from RefSeq and is a predicted model, not a curated record. Gene Ontology annotation, molecular function: cyclin-dependent protein serine/threonine kinase activator activity.
AUGGCGCCCGCCGCCUCUCCAUUGGAGCGCGAUAAUGAGCGUGUUGGACCACACCCAUCGUAUAUCGAAGUUGCGAAGCCCUAUAUCCUGCAGUCGCGUAUGCAGAAAUGUCUGUCAGAUAUACACAUGAGCGAUGCCAAAGAGGAUGCUGUCCGUCUGCAAGGCGUCGCCUGGAUAGACCAAGUGCGACGCGCACUCCAACUGCCCAUCCGCACCUUUAACACUGCCGUCAUCUACUACCACAAGUUCAGGCUGUUGCACGCGGACAAUGAGUACAAUUGGGCAGAUGCGGCAGCCGCAGCACUCUUCACAGCGUGUAAAAUCGAGGACACCUUGAAGAAGAGCAGGGAAAUCUUAUGCGCUCACUGGAACCUCAAGGUUGGCCCUGGCGAGAGCCUAAGUAGCGACGAUCCGCGCUUCGAGAACCACUCCAAACUCAUCAUCGGCCUUGAACGGCUCAUGCUCGAAAGCGCCGGCUUCGACUUUCGCAAUCGAUACCCCCAGAAAGUCAUGGUCAAGCUUGCUAGGGCCCUGCGAUUCGACGCGAAAGACGAGGCCAAAACAACCUGGAACCUGAGCAUCGAUUCAUACAGGACUUUUGCACCGCUGAAGCAGUCCACACCGACUCUGGCUAUUGCGUGUCUAGAGCUUGCCGCACGGCUGCAUGGAAAAGACACUACGAAAUUCGUGGAUGCGGGACCCGUAAGGUACAGCAAGUGGGCUACUAGUCGAGCAGAGAUUAUGGAGACCCUCCUUGAUCUACUCGACCUGUACACCCAUCACCGCAGCGCAACCUCGGUCGGACCCUCUUACACACUUGAGCACUUCAUCAACAUCCGCAUUGGACUCAAUCAGGAGGCUUCGGCAGCGAAUAUACCACGUUAUUCUCGGUACAAGUCGGAGUCUGUCGCCGAUGCCGGAAGCACCACAAACGGCGCCAAGCCUCGCAACGGCAUCGACCCGACAAGCCCAUUCACACCAGCUACUCCCAUCGCACAUUCGCCUGCCGCAGAUCAAGCGCCAAAAUCUGCAAUCGGAAUUCGCGGUCAGAAUGGUACGGUCAGGUUCAUGCUGGACGCAGCCCGUGCACACGAUGAACGCGCCGAGGUUGAGAAGUUUCACAAGCUCGAGGAAGAAGAGUACGAAGUAGAGGUGCCAAUAUCGAGUGAAUCAAGGACGGAUGAUAGGGAGAGAGAAAGAGCAAGAGUUGGCAGAGUGCGUUGA